Messenger RNA from Pomacea canaliculata, 2340 nucleotides. RefSeq names its product arylsulfatase B-like. The record is from RefSeq and is a predicted model, not a curated record. The coding region runs from base 165 to 1646 and encodes 493 amino acids. NCBI's taxonomy places the organism in Eukaryota, Metazoa, Mollusca, Gastropoda, Architaenioglossa, Ampullariidae. The transcript is spliced from 6 exons.
GGGUGAGACGAGAGAAUCGAGAGAGAGGUGGCCUUGCAUAAAAACCUCCAUAAAUACGACACAGACCAGGAAUUUCUCAAUCUUACCGACAAGGUGUGCAUGGAAACAGACUGUUAAAGCACAUAACUGGGCAGCACAUCAGAAGGCAGCUAAAGGGCCAAGAAAUGGCCGCUAGAAGCUUGCUCGUUCUCCUUGCCUGUGUCAUGGCGCGCGAGGCGAUGUGCCAGCAGCCCAACAUCAUCAUCUUCCUGGCGGAUGACGUGGGCUGGGCGGACCUGCAGCGCCACGACCAACAGAUGCGAACACCCAACAUCGAGCGGCUGGCGAGGGAUGGAAUGUUCCUCAACCAGUCUUACGUCUUGCCCACCUGUGCACCCACACGCUCCGCACUUCUCACCUCCAGAUGGCCGUACACAAUCGGAAUGCAGGUGAACCAAAUUAAGGGAACAAAUCUCGCGUGGCUGGACGAGAACUUGACUCUGCUGCCGCAGACCAUGAAGCAGCUGAACUACUCCACCCACAUGAUCGGCAAGUGGCACCUGGGUCACUGCAACUGGGCCCUGACGCCCACCCGGCGGGGCUUCGACACCUUCUACGGCUUCUACACCAACUCCAUGGGUUACUUUAACCACUCGGGCGAGAGCGAGGACCGGUACGACUUCCGCGACAACGACGAGGUGGUGUGGUCCGCCAGGGGGCAGUACGCUCCGGAGUUGCACACGGCGCGUGCGCAGCGCAUCAUCCGGGAACAGCGGCGGAGCAGGACGCCCUUCUUCCUGUACUACGCCAUGCAGACCGCGCACGCGCCGUACGAGGCCAAACAGAAAUACAUCGACAUGUGCAGUCACGUGACUAACCGGAAGCGCAGGAUCCACUGCGGGAUGGUAGCGGCCAUGGAUGAAAGUAUCGGUAACAUCACGGACACUUUGGAAGCUGAGGGCUGCCUUGACGACACCAUCAUCCUGUUCGCCUCUGACAACGGAGGGCCGCUGGAGGGUGGUUCAUCUAACUGGCCGCUGAGGGGACAGAAGUCAACGUUGUGGGAGGGAGGGACUCGGUCGUUUACGGUCCUCAGAAGCCCCAUGUUGAGGAGGCGAGGUGUGACCUACCCGGGCUCGUCCACGCCGUGGACUGGUACCCCACCUUCGUCCAGGCUGCCGGUGGCACACCUCCAGCAGGUUUGGAUGGUAUCCCGAUGUGGAACACCCUGCGGACCGCAUCACCGAGUCCGAGAACUGAGAUGGUGUACAACUUUGACGACGAGAGUAACCGAUAUGCCAAUUCGCGAGGGCGACUGGAAGCUUUGUAAAGGACGACCUGGGAGGAAGUACCUGGGGUGGUACCCUCCUGCCUCCAUGCCAGGACUAGCGUGGGAAGAGGUCAAGAGACAAGACGUGCCUGAGUGGCAGCUGUUCAACAUCGCGGUUGACCCCGAGGAGCGUCACAACGUGUACAACGCCCCGGAGAACCAGGCGAUUGUGAGCAGAAUGAAGCAACUGAUGGAGAACUACAAACGCAGACUGAGGCCGUUCAGGAGAGCAAGGAAAGAACCCAGGGGAAAGGCCAAAAAUUUUGGUGGGGUGGAGACUCCUGGGUGGUGCCAGCUGGGUACGGCAAGACCUACGAGUACUACGACCCGUUCGUAAACUGCAGCUGACAGUCGGAGUCUUGCUCGGUCAGUUAACCUGACUCGACUGCAUUACUUAUUCGACUUACUUAGAAGUGCGAGGGUCACCUUGCUCACUUUAGUGAAGAUAGAAGAUUAGAACAGCAUUGUUAUUCACUGUCCUGUCCUUAUAAACUGUCAUCUUGAGCUCUGCCUAGAGAGUUUAGAGUAGUACAGCAAGACGAAACACUUUACAAACAUCGAGAGUUAAAAUGUAAAUAUUAUCCUUACUACAUUAGAGAUUUGUAAUGAAUACUUCUUCAUUUGUUGACCAAUAAUUUAUCACAUGAUCGUUGCAUACUGAGGAGCACCCUAUACGCAGUUUUCUAAUGCCAGGGGAAAGCACCCAUAUUGUGUAGUGUUUGUUUCUCUCGGACUAACCUCCCUUUCCUUGAUUGUCCGAUCGUUUGCUGAAAACUGCUACUGCAACAUAAUAAGUGAGUGUUCACACAAACCCCAGUUUAAGCAAUAAAGUAUUGCUCUGUAGCAACGUUUGGAUUCUUUUUUCUGGUUUCUUGUUGAUUGUUGUUCAGAAUUUUUCAAUGUUUAUAUAUUUAUAAAAUUUGCAAACUUAGUCGUCAUAUUGUUUGACGAUCAUUGUUACUGUUUACGUGACGUUUUCUUCAGGUUUAGUCGAGUAAACACAUUACGAUCGUAAAUAAAACUUCAAUGUA